Molecule: messenger RNA, 1329 nt
Organism: Pistacia vera
Lineage: Eukaryota; Viridiplantae; Streptophyta; Magnoliopsida; Sapindales; Anacardiaceae
Product: probable disease resistance protein At1g61310
Exons: 3
Coding region: 1-1329 (442 amino acids)
Molecular function (GO): ADP binding
Source: RefSeq, a predicted model, not a curated record
AUGGUUUUAGAACUUAUUGGGGCUAUCGCUGGUGCCGGGAGUUUUGUUCUGGAUGUUGUCAAGUGCUUCGCAGCUCCGAUCGGGCGUCCAUUUAAGUACUUGUACAACUACAAUACCAAUUUCAAAAAUCUCGAAAAGGAAGUUACGAAGCUGAAGAAUACAAGAGAGGCAGUGCAGGUUGAGGUUACUGCUGCUGGAAUAAGAAUGGAAGAGAUCAAACAGAGCGUUAAGGAUUGGCAGACUGAGGUGAACAGUACCAUUUCUGAAGCAGAGCGGUUGGCUGAAGAGAAAGGAAAAAACCCUCGAUGUUUCAAGGGAUUGCGCCCCAACUGCAUCACCGGCUACAAACAUAGCAAGAAGGCAUUCAAAUUAAAGCGAGAUGAUAUUGGUCCACUCCUGCUGCAAGAAGAGAAAUUCGACAGCGUUUCCUAUCCUACUAUUCCACUAGAGAAGAACUUUGACAAGCUCCGGGAUGAUGUUUUGAAGCUGAAGAAUGCAAAAGUCAAAGUGCAGCAUAAGGUUAAGGAGGCUAAAAACAAUGUGGAAGAGAUUGAAGAGGCUGUGAAGAAGUGGCUAGAGGAUGUUGACUCUAUCAUUGUUGAAGCAGAGGAGUUGAUUGAAAACCAAAGUUCAAUUGGCACUGACCGCAAGACCCGCUACCAAAAUAGCAAUGCAGCAUCCGAAUUAAUGGUGGAUAAUAUUGGUCCACUCUUGCAGCAAGGAGAAAGAUUCGAUAAAGUUUCCUAUCCUACUAUUCACAAGGAGAUAUGGCUUAGAUCUAAUGAAGAUUAUCUGGCAUUCGAAUCAAGAAACUCCACUGUGAAGAAUGUAUUGGAUGCUUUACAUGAUGAGGAAAUCUACAUGAUGGGUGUUUAUGGGAUGGGUGGUCUAGGAAAGACCACUCUUGUGCAGGAAAUCGGUAGGAAAGCCGAGAAGGAUAAGCUCUUUGAUGAGAUUGUUUUUGUUGAGGUAACAGAAACUCUGGAUGUAAAGAAGAUUCAAACAGAAAUUGCAGAUAAGUUGGGAGUAAAAUUCAACAACCAAAGUGAAAGAGCAAAUAAGUUAUAUGAAAGAUUGAGGAACGGCAAGAAGAUCCUUUUAAUUUUAGACAAUGUUUGGGAAGAUCUUGAUCUCAAGACUAUUGGUAUUCCUUCUAAAACUGAUCGUGGGGGAUGUAAAAUAAUGCUCACAACCAGAAACUUAGACGUGUUGCAGAAGAUGGACUCCACAAGUAAUUUCGGGAUGGGUAUAUUGGAAGAAGAAGAAGCUUGGAACCUGUUCAUGAAGAUGGCAGAAAACAAUGCCAGAUUAAGGGCAUUAAGUGAGUAA